CAAAAAAGGGCUGGGCCUUUUUAAAAUGGGCCAUUGAGCUAGCCCGGGAACACUGGCCCAAUACGCAUGAUGACAGUGUCGUUGCGUGAAAAAUGGCGGGAAAAUUACUGAUAGCCAACCCCUAGGGCACAACGGCUUCAUCAUAGUCUCAUUCGUCUUCCGAACUCUGCAAUUUCGCCUGAACUCAUUCGCUUCAUCGAUCGCUCCACUGUGAAACAUAGAGCUGAUUUUCAUGGAGAUCGACGACGUCGAUGAGGAGGAAGUCGGAUUCUCCAGGAACUAUUUCCUGGCCAAGGAAUCGGGGAGCUCUUCCUCGAAGAAGUCCGGGCGAAAGGUCUCCGACAUCCAGGUCGUUGAUGAACAGGAGUUGAUAGCAGCAGUGGCUAAUAUUGAACCUAAGCACGAGAAGGAAAUCGCAGCCCUGAAGGAUAGCUACAAAAGCUCGUACUCCGAAUGGGUUUUCCUGCUUAGGUGUGGUUUUGGCCUGCUAUUUUAUGGAUUUGGAUCUAAGAAAGCCCUUAUCGAAGAUUUUGCAUCAACAGCACUAUCUGAGUAUACUGUAGUCGUAGUCAAUGGAUACCUUCAGUCCAUCAAUGUAAAACAGGUUGUGGUUACUGUAGCCGAACUUCUCUUGGAAUUUCUAAAAUCUAGGAAGAAGUCUCCCAAGGCGAACUUGCCUAACCUUCAGCAGCCAUUUAGCUCUCGAUCCAUGGAAGAUCUUUUUUCUUUCUUGGAUGGAUCAUGGAUGGAAGGAAAUGAUUGUUUUGUAUGCGUCGUUAUUCAUAAUAUCGAUGGACCUGGACUAAGGGACUCUGACACUCAGCGAUGUCUUGCACAACUAGCUGCUUGUUCCAACGUACGGAUUAUUGCCUCUAUUGAUCAUGUAAACUCACCUUUGUUGUGGGACAAGAAGAUGGUUCAUACACAGUUCAACUGGUACUGGCUUCAUACUCCAACCUAUGAACCAUACAAGAUUGAAGGAAUGUUUUUCCCUUUGAUCCUGGCACAUGGAAACACGACUCAAAGCGCCAAAACAGCCACGAUUGUACUGCAGAGUUUGACGCCCAAUGCUCAGAGUGUGUUUAGAGUACUUGCAGAAUAUCAGAUGUCUCACCCCGAUGAAGAAGGUAUGCUGGUCAGCAGCCUGUAUGCGACCUGUAGAGAGCGUUUCCUAGUGAGCAGUCAGGUCACACUGAACUCCCAUCUGACCGAAUUUAAAGAUCACGAGUUGGUGAAGAUCAAAAGGCAUCCCGAUGGAGAGGAUUGCUUGCAUAUCCCUCUUGCGAAGGAGGCUCUUGAGAAAUUGCUAUCGGAAAUCAACUAAGGUAUGGAUAAUGUGCGAUCAUCAACCACGUUCUUGAUACCUUAGUUGGAGAGGAAAGAAAUUUAAUAUCACAAGACCAGUUCGGAGUCGAGCCGAAGAAUUUGCUACUGCAAUCGGUUGAAGAGGAAGGAAACUGGAGACUAUUCUCAACAAGCUGUGCUGGACAGGAUUUAUGUUAUCUACUUGGAGGGAAAGGAACUCAGGACUCUUCAUAAACAAGCGAUUGGAAGAGAGAUCGCUGGUCUUGCUUUAAAGUUAGUUAUUGUUUUGUUGCUAAUCGGUUUUUCUUUAGCGAUCCGAUGUAAUUAGGUUCUUUGAAUUGUUCUGCCUCGCUCUGUUUUCGUUAGUUUCGUGAAGUUUCAAAUUUAUCAACAAAUUGCACUUGUUGAUAAUUCAUACAAAGUCAAAGAGUGGGUCCCAUUUAUAUCA
Punica granatum (pomegranate) is the source of this 1753-nucleotide messenger RNA. The record is from RefSeq and is a predicted model, not a curated record. Lineage: Eukaryota; Viridiplantae; Streptophyta; Magnoliopsida; Myrtales; Lythraceae.